Octopus sinensis (East Asian common octopus) is the source of this 1492-nucleotide messenger RNA. Its product is annotated as adhesion G-protein coupled receptor G2. Gene Ontology annotation, cellular component: membrane. The record is from RefSeq and is a predicted model, not a curated record. Lineage: Eukaryota; Metazoa; Mollusca; Cephalopoda; Octopoda; Octopodidae. Gene Ontology annotation, molecular function: G protein-coupled receptor activity. Bases 1 to 1278 code for a protein of 425 amino acids. The transcript has 10 exons. Gene Ontology annotation, biological process: cell surface receptor signaling pathway; G protein-coupled receptor signaling pathway.
AUGAGGAUCUUCACCAAUGUGCUGAAUUAUGGUAUGAUCUUCAUCAUGUAUCCUAAUGUGCACUCGAGCGUUACAGGACUUAAUUUUGAAUUUCCUGUAACACAAAACUCCAGUGCCAAAGGAAAUACUAAAAUUAACAGCCAUGUACUUUCUACCAGUAUCCCGAACAUUUCAAUAAGCAACCUUGAUGAACCAAUCAAUAUAUCCUUCAAUUUAAUAAACCAGAAUGCUAACAAACCACGAUGUGUUUACUGGGAUGAAAGCUCGGGAUUGGAUCCCCAUUGGUCACAAAACGGCUGCAAUGUGUCCAAUUAUGUACCUGGAAAAGAAGUAAUUUGUUCCUGUGACCGUCUUAAAAGUUUUGCCGUACUAAUGGAUGUCUACCAAAAUGAAGGAGAGAAAGAAAAUGCAAAUGACUUGUCUAUUUUAUCCAACGCUUGCUGUGGAAUAUCGUUCGUCUGUCUUGUUCUUACAAUAAUAAUUCAUGUUUGUUUCAGAAAUCCAUGGGAUUUAAUGAGUUCGAAGAUUUUAGUAAGCCUGUGCUCUUCUUUGGCUGUCACUAAUUUUAUCUUCCUUGUCGGGAUGCAAUCAUACGUACAAACAAUGGCUGGUUGUAAGGUAGUAGCUGGCUUUUUACACUACUUCCUCCUGACAUCUCUCGCGUGCAUGAGUGUUGAAGCUUUCCAUGUCUUCCUAAGUGUGGUCGUUGUAUUCAAAACAUGCGAGACGUCUUUUAUGAAGAAGAGUUCAAUUUUGGCUUGGGGUCUUCCAGCAGUCAUCGUUAUAAUUACCCUGGCAAUUAACAACACAGACAAUUACAUCAAAAUCGCAGAGGUCUGUUGGCUAUCAGAACCUUCCUUCUGUGUUGCUUUCCUGACUCCCGUGGUGAUAAUUCUCAUCUUCAACUUUAUCCUGAUAUCUCUCGUGACAUGGCGUCUCAUAUCACCGCAAAGAAACAAGAGGUUUGAUCGCAAAAGAAGUAUAGUACGUGUUCUGGGCCUGGUUGGUUUGCUGUUUUUGUUUGGACUCACAUGGGUCUUUGCAUUCUUCGCUGUUAGCGAAGCAGCAAAAGUGUUUGAGUACCUUUUUCUUGUAUUCAAUACCCUUCAAGGCAUGUUCAUCUUCGUAUUCUAUUGUUUAUACAAGAAAGAUACCAGAGAUGGCGUCAAGGAGUUUGUGAUUAAACGAAAGAGAGCGAAUCCCUGGAAAAUUACCACCGGCAAAAGUUCACGUUGUGGUUAUGAAACAGAGGACAUAGCAGCAGAAACAAACUUUUGAGUGAAAAUCGAAAAAGAACCUCCAAGAAUCGUCUUUGAUGAUAUUUUGUGCUACAAAAUAAUAUUUUCUCCACAUAUAAUAUAAAAUAUUUUUCUUUGUAACGACACUAUAAUUGUACCUUUCAAUACAACACUAUGCAUGCAAGAGACUGUAUAAUCCACCAUAAUGUAAUUUAAGCAAGUUUCAGGGCCUCACUAUGGCUUGAAACAGAAAA